This is a messenger RNA of Mucor mucedo, 618 nucleotides long. RefSeq lists its product as uncharacterized. The record is from RefSeq and is a predicted model, not a curated record. NCBI's taxonomy places the organism in Eukaryota, Fungi, Mucoromycota, Mucoromycetes, Mucorales, Mucoraceae. The transcript is spliced from 3 exons. Bases 1 to 618 code for a protein of 205 amino acids.
AUGUUAAGGUCUACCGUCUCAUACAAAUUGCCAUGCUGCUAUAAACCUGGUACGGAUCGAAUUGGCAAAUUCGUGGCUAAGAAUCAGUUUACUAUCGAGCUGAUUACCAACUCACUUCUGAGCGUUCCUACAAGAGCCUACACAAGUGGCGACAGUAUGUUUAUCGAUGAUACAGAGUGUGGCAUUCUCUGUUUGUCUCGUUCGGCAAAUCUUGCCAACUUAUACCUUACAGUAGCGGAAAUACAGCACACAAUGACACGUGAGUUUAUGUGCCGAGACGUUCAGCAUUUCCACUUCUUCCUAAUCCUACUCAAAAAUGAAUCCAAACCCCUUGGAAAACUUUUUGAACCUAUCCAAAGCAGGUCAUAUCACCUGGAAACACCUUGCUGCCUUUUCGCCACUAGUUGCUUCAUGCUGACCAAAAACAGUGUCGAUCCUAUUAUUGACAAUUGUGAUAGCAAUGAAUUGGACCCUUUGGUUGUCUUUGCCCAUUUUAUGACGUCUGGUCAGCAAAGCAACAUCGGCAUUGACCGAUGGGACAACCUAACUGUCAUAAAGUUGUUCUCGGCUGCCAUGAAAAUGUUCAAAAAGGACAGAGAGGCAGAGAAUGCGAAUUGA